Molecule: messenger RNA, 1378 nt
Organism: Gracilinanus agilis (Agile Gracile Mouse Opossum)
Lineage: Eukaryota; Metazoa; Chordata; Mammalia; Didelphimorphia; Didelphidae
Gene: RPRD1B
Product: regulation of nuclear pre-mRNA domain containing 1B
Exons: 7
Coding region: 161-1141 (326 amino acids)
Biological process (GO): mRNA 3'-end processing
Cellular component (GO): RNA polymerase II, holoenzyme
Molecular function (GO): RNA polymerase II C-terminal domain binding
Source: RefSeq, a predicted model, not a curated record
CCCUCGGGCCUUAGCCCUUCAGACUCUCGGCCUGGCCUGACAAAUUAGUCUGCUGGCCAAUCUCCGACAGGACUUCGCCCGAAGGCCCGUGUCCAUCGGCUGCCGCCUCCCACUCUGCCCCCGACUGGAAGUCCGGCGUCCUCCUUCCCCUCCCGCCACCAUGUCCUCGUUCUCGGAGUCGGCGCUGGAGAAAAAACUCUCCGAGCUGAGUAACUCCCAGCAGAGCGUCCAGACGUUGUCGCUGUGGCUGAUUCACCACCGCAAGCACGCGGGGCCCAUCGUCUCCGUGUGGCACCGCGAGCUCCGAAAAGCCAAAUCAAAUAGAAAGCUUACGUUUUUAUACUUAGCAAAUGACGUCAUCCAAAACAGUAAGAGGAAGGGGCCUGAAUUCACUAGGGAAUUUGAAUCUGUCCUCGUGGAUGCUUUUUCCCAUGUUGCCAGAGAGGCAGAUGAAGGCUGUAAAAAGCCUUUAGAAAGAUUGCUGAACAUCUGGCAAGAAAGAAGUGUUUAUGGUGGUGAGUUCAUUCAGCAGCUCAAGUUGUCUAUGGAAGACUCCAACAGCCCUCCACCUAAAGCCACAGAGGAGAAGAAGUCUCUUAAACGAACCUUUCAGCAGAUACAAGAAGAUGAAGAUGAUGAUUACCCUGGAAGCUAUUCUCCCCAAGAUCCAACUGCAGGCCCUCUCUUGACUGAGGAGCUGAUCAAAGCCUUGCAGGAUUUGGAAAAUGCUGCAUCAGGUGAUGCCACUGUGAGGCAGAAAAUUGCUUCACUACCACAAGAAGUUCAAGAUGUUUCUCUUCUAGAGAAAAUUACAGACAAAGAGGCAGCUGAACGUCUUUCAAAGACAGUGGAUGAAGCAUGUUUGUUACUAGCAGAAUAUAAUGGGCGACUGGCAGCAGAACUGGAAGACCGACGCCAGCUGGCACGUAUGUUGGUGGAGUAUACCCAGAACCAGAAAGAUGUUUUGACAGAGAAGGAGAAAAAACUAGAAGAGUAUAAGCAGAAGCUUGCUCGGGUAACCCAAGUGCGCAAGGAGCUGAAGUCACACAUACAGAGCCUUCCAGACCUGUCGCUGCUUCCUAAUGUUACAGGUGGCUUGGCCCCCCUGCCCUCUGCUGGUGACCUGUUUUCAACUGACUAGGACACAUGGCCUGCUCUCAGAUUCCCAUUUGUGCCAGCAGAAGAGGACUCUAGCAGGGACUGGAAAUUGUCUUCCAGUGAUUGGUUAUUUUCCUCCUAGCCCACUCCCUCUAUUUAGGAAGGAACUAUAGACUCCCAAGAGCUCUGUGCACUCUUACUGCUUGUACAGUUUCUCAUGUUGAGGGGAAGAGUGAGAGUGUUCAUUAAGCAGGAGUGGGCAUGGAGGCCAAAUUUGAUU